Molecule: messenger RNA, 4015 nt
Organism: Mollisia scopiformis
Lineage: Eukaryota; Fungi; Ascomycota; Leotiomycetes; Helotiales; Mollisiaceae
Exons: 2
Coding region: 254-3661 (1135 amino acids)
Biological process (GO): autophagy; response to starvation
Cellular component (GO): cytoplasm
Source: RefSeq, a predicted model, not a curated record
AAGAACGCUCUGAACAACUCCAACAUUCAAAUUCUUUGUAGCAAUACAACUACACACAGACACGCUAGAAAGUAUCAAAGGGAAACUUGUCGCGAAUACAUCCCACUUGCCUAACGUCGAGAGGCAAGCGGGAGAACGUCCUAUUGUUGCGCCCGCGUCAUCGGCGAGCUCCAACUUCGAGUACCCAGCAAGCAGCGUCCUCGACCCUCUGCGGAGCAUCGACGCUCCUUUCGACGUACAUCUCACCAUUUGAAUGCCCCCGUCAUCCGAUCAAGAUAUCAACAAUCCAUCGAGUGGCAUCUCUCAGUCCAAGCUGACUCGUAAAGCCUCAUCUGCUGGCUUGCAGAUUCCCUCCAAGAAGGAAAGGAAGAAUGGGACGGCGAAUGGGAAGGAGAAGGAUAGCGGUACCGGUGGUGUAUUGGCAGCGGUGACCAAGAAUGCUUCAAAAAUGUCGAACGCGAAAUCAGCGCAGUCAACUCGGGUUCAAUCCCCAGAGUUGAAUGGGGUUGAAUAUCCACCGAACGGAAAGACAAUCACUUCCCCGUUGCUCGAUGCUUUAUCAUCUGCGGCUUUGGACCGCUCUGCGUCUCAGAAUGCAAAUGAAUGGGCGAAGAACGUUCCUGCAUAUUCGAGUUCACCUAGUAAUCUAAUAAAUCUGGGAGAAUCCCCACCGAUGGCACCUUACGAAGACAGACUGGGAUGGACACCCCGAGAACAAAGAGGAUUGUCGAACGGAUAUGUCCCUUCUGCUUCGCCUCCAUCAAGACGACGCCCACUUUCUUAUCAGCUCGACGGUAACUACACACCAGGAUUUGACGAUCAUCGCUCCCAAGUGUCUUCAUACGCAGCGAGACGGAGCUCGAUGUAUUCGCAACAUCCCCGUUAUUCUCAACAUCCUCCGCUUCCCCAUCAGGCUCAACCUCACUUCUAUGGUGCUCCUGAUACGAAUUUGAUGCUCUCCCCGCCCACGCCGGGCCUCAUUCCCGGAGAUAAUGGCUAUUACUGCGGUUUUGAUAGUCUGGGUGUCUCGUCACAGGAAGCAACUAAGUCUGUGAAUAACGUUGUCGUAUCCGGAUACGAAGGCGGUCUCAAGAUACAAACCGUUUCCAAACGAGGCCUGACAAAAGUCGCGGGCAUCGACGGUCUCAGAGGUGGGGUCUAUAAUGCCAAGAUCCUACCAUGGACGACCCAAGGUGGGAGCUCGCCUCACUUUCCACUUGUCGCUAUGGUAAUUCAUGGCCCCGUUUGGGCCUCUGGCGACACAUCUAGUGGUGAGGGUGGCACACCUCCUUCGGAGGCUGUGUCUGUUACUCAAAAUGACAGCAUGCGCGGUUCUCCAAGAGUUCCUGGUCUGGCCAUGAACGAUACGGAAUCGAUCGAAUCAUACCAGACGACUGUAGAAGUGUAUUCGCUUUCGACGAAACAACAUAUCGCAACACUCCUGUCUGUCCCGAAAGUUCACCUCUCGCUUCCCGUUACCAGUCCAAUAUUCAAAGCACCAUCGCCAGUUGGGACAUUGACCAUUCGUGCAAACAGUGGACAUGUUAUUAUUGCUUCUGGCACUACCGGAGAAACUUGGCUAUUCAAACAUGUCGAACCAAGCACUGCUCCAGAUAAGUUCAGAUGCAUCGGCAAGGUGUGGACAACUGUGCAACAUGGAGUAACGGAUCCGUCAACCUCCUCUGGGCAUCCAGAAGACUGGCAUGGACCCGAUCUGAGCCCCAUUCGGAAACAGUACAAAGCGUCUAUACUUUCCACCAACGGCAGAUGGCUCGCGUAUUGCCCACCCACCCCGUCUUCUCAAACUUCCUUACGAGCCGCAGUUCCAGGUGUCGGUUCUACAGCAAGAAUUCCAGGGCUUAAUGGACACGCUCCUCCACAACUCCCAAGUGUCAAUUGUGGUGUGGAUAUGCCCGACGGUGAAAGUAUGAUGAAGCAACUAGUACAGAUCUCAACACAAAAGUUCAUUGAAGCUGGAAACUAUCUCACACAACAAGGGUUGCAAGCUUGGAACAACUAUAGGAACAAGCCUCCUGCCAAUCAACCAAAUGGUUCAGCACCUUACCAGAAUCAACCGAACAUGCUUGGUCAAUUUCCUCCUACUCAUGGCCUUCCAACACCCGCGCCUUUAGUCACUAAAGACCCCGGAAUCAUAUCAAUUCUAGACCUGGACCAGCUGGCCCAUCACUCCUCGACAGGAUCUGCGCCUCAUCCGUUAGCAACUUUCAGAGUUCCGCAUGGUUGUAGCUUUCUCUCAUUUGGCCCAAGUGGCCUAGCACUCUUUACAGCCAGCAGCAAGGGCGAUGUUCAGUUCGUAUGGGAUUUAAUGCGCAUACAGUACGCGAAAUCCUCUUUCCUUAAAGGUGGACUCCAAGGAUCGGGUGCUAUUGGGCCUCACGUAAGGCAGAUUGCACAAUUUUCUCGAAUGACAAUCGCCAGGAUUGUCGAUGUUGUAUGGACGUCACCCCAUGGUGAGCGUGCUGCCAUGGUCACUGAACCUGGAACGGUUCACAUUCUUGAUCUUCCAGCAAGCGCUUUUACCUGGCCGCCUCCACGUCGGCGAACUGCUCCUCAAAGGUUUGACGAGCACAACACCAACGUACCGGGACAGUCGCCACCACUCACUGCCAGUGGACUAGCUUCGGGUGCAGUCAGUACACUCUGGACGGCUGCUCGUCCCUUAGUCAGUAGACGACGUCGAAGUAGUGCCGGCAUAUCUGCUAGGACGGUGACAGCUCAAGCUGGACAUGGAACACAAGCACUAGCUGCUGGAAUUAGUAGGUCCGUAGGAGCUGCAACAGGGAAGAUGAAUGAGAUGCGAAAAUCAGGAACAACGAAGUUGCAUCUUCCAAGAAGUCCAGUUGUGCCAAGUAGAGCUUGCACGCUGCUUCUUCAUGGAAAACGAAACGACUCCGUCAUAGUGCUUGGAGGCGGCGUGGUAAGAAUUUAUACCAUAAGGAACCGACGAGCAGAUCGCCCAGCAGAUAAACAAAAAGCAUCAAGAGGUGCUAAGUAUGUGGAGUUCAGACUUCCAUCACUGCCGGACUUUAAGCUGCCUCCAGACCUUGCAAGAGAUCUGCAUCACGUCGGGGACCUUGAGCUUACCGAGAGGGACAUUGAAGAGUCUCGCUGGAAGGCUAGACAAGCUUCCCCACCAGCGCCCCAAGCACACGGGACCGAAUCAUCUAUUCCGCAAGCAGAGAUUGAGUCGAACGCCCCGUAUCAACCAUUUCAUACGGAUAGACGCGUUGCCCUACAUAUCUAUUCUUACGAAGAAGAUCCGGUUCCAUCGCCUUCGGUGUCAGCGUUGCUUUCUCCUCCUGGGCUCGCUGCCCAAAGUAAGCCUCAGAAUGUCAGUCAAGUGAACACGCCGUGGGCAUUUGGAGGUCCAAUCAAGUCCAAGAAAUUGGACGUUGGACCGCCGCAUAAUUCCGAUGACGACCUUGAUCUGCCUUUAGACUCUCGAGCCCUUCCAUUGUCUGCCAUCGAACGUGUCAUGAGAGUCACGGACAGUACGGAGGAAGUAGAACAGAUAGUCGUCACGACGAGGCGACGUAAAGGUGCUUCGCGGAAUACUCCGGAAGGCACCGGUGAUGUUGAUGAAGAAGGGUUUUUUGAAGAUGACUGCGAAGUUCUUGACUUUGCCAGUCAAAGAGUUUAAUGCAAUUUAGAUUUCGCGUCUGCACUGUUCUUGUGCUGUGGAUAGUCUUGGUAUUCUUUUCUGCACAUGCACCACUUAUAGAAACGGGGGAUUGUUUGACGCAUUUUGCGGUGCUGAUCGCUACUCUGUUCAUAGGAGACAUCCAUGGCCACCUCAACUGGUUGGUGCCGUUUACUUGUUUUUGGCACAUUUUGAUCGCUGGUUUCGCAUAGUGGUGGAUUCGCUGGCGUUUGGGUGAACAAGAGGUAUGGUUGGCAUGGACGGAUAGCUUUGCAGAUAUGAUCGAGAUACCAACACAAUAAGACUUGAGAUGUUUUUGCAGUACGUUUUCAAUGCAUGCGUUGAUUUUACGCU